CAGGAUCGCACCACAUGACCACACCCAUCAAUUUAGUUCAGCAAGAAGACCUACAAGAUGAGUUCCAUCCUUCCUGCAGAUACCGAUCAACAAAGCCCUCCUCCUGUCAGUCCUCCCCCUCUUCCACCACGCAAGACCUUCAUACAGCAGCAGCUUGUUCUCGAAAAUCUUCUUCGGGAGGUUGGAGGAAAGCUUUCAGACCUGUACAAGAAAACAAGGCAGUGGGACUUCGUCACUGAGUUAGCUCAAACACUGGGCACUAACUCUGAAAGGCUCUCCUUACUUUUCAAAUCUGUCAUUGAUCCUUCUUUUAGUUUCACGAUGGAGGACAAUAGCAUUCAGUCCACAUCUUUCGAUAAAUCUGUUGCUGUUACCCAAGAAGAUGACCAGUGGGUUAUUAGACUGUCAGACAGGCCAAAACCCAUCAGGAGAACACUCGAUGAUAUUGUUCAUUUGAAGUCCCACCUUGCAACUGAACAUUCUUUAAAAGUAGCAGAUGAAGAGGGUCCACCGUCUUGUUCAGCACUUCGUGAGCUCCUUUCUUUAUGUUUGAGCAGCAAUGCAAUCAAACAAGAUUGCUACGUCAUAUGUUUUCUCUCGGAUGAAGUUCAAGAUUUUUCACUUGUCAACAGUAAAAUGAAGCCCUCAAAUGAUGCUAAUGCAAGUGUAGUCGAUACGGAGAUUGAAAAAGUGCCGUCUGACUCUGAUAUCAAAAAGCAGAUAAAAGAAGCCUCUUCUGAUAUUUCAAUAGAGGAAUUAGAAGGCUCUCCACAAGUGCCUAAAAGGACUUCUAACAUGGCUUCAGAGGCAGGACAAAUAACAUCUGUGUCCCCUCCUGUCAGUCCUCUUCUUAAAGAUCAGCUUGUGAAAUCAGUGUCUAAACCUGAGAAUAGCUCAGAUGAAAUAUUGAGCGAAACUGCCAGUGAAACAGAAUUACGAAAUGAGGAGUCAAAGGGCAGCAAAAGUGUUUAUGGUUCAUCAGCAACACCUGAUCCUGUACCCUCAAAACCUUCCAAAAAGAAGUCAACUCAAAAAUCGAAGAAAGUUAAGAAUAAAGAACAAGAACAAACUGCUGUAUCAUUAGCGGCACCUCAAUCAAGUAUUGAAUGGGAUCCAACAUGUCUGUUAGAAGAGCUUUAUAAUGACAGUCAGCCUGGUGUCAUAACACAGGCAAAUGAAGAGAAUGCACGAUAUUCUGGCUAUUUGGAAAAACUACCUGUGAAUCAACGAAAACCUUCAGUGAGGAAAGGAUGGAAGCUUCGCUUCUUUCGUGUCACGCGAGGUAGCGUCUUUUACUAUGAUGGGGAGACUUCUGCAAAAGCUACAUCAUUUAUUCGCUUAGCCGAUUCCAAGAUAGUUAAGCAUGAUAACCUGCAGUUGGAAAUAAUUGAAAAAGGGAGUAGUAACUCCCUAAUGCUCCGAGUAAAGAAUAUGCAGGAAUUAGCUACUUGGUAUCGAGUGUUGUCACUUGAGUCAGUUCAUCCUACCAUGACACACAGACUGUCCCUUUCUCCUAGUCAGUCUGCUUUAACUCUUAUUGUAGACCUCGGAGCUUGCUCUGUUCGAGCUGGAAUAGUCCACGAGAAUACUUACCCUCAGCUCUUUUUCCCCAAUGUCUGUGCUGCUAAUGGUGAUAAGAUAAUUGAAUGUGGGAAUGAAGCCCUGUUGCCUGAAAUACGCUCUACCACAAAACUAAUUUAUCCAUGUCGUCAUCGCCUUCGACUCGAUGCUAAUGUACCUAUGAGAGAUUGUUUCCAGUUUAUAAUUCAGAAAAUUUGCAAGUCUUUGCACCUUGAGCCUCAGAACAGCAAUGCUUUAAUUUCUGUAUCUCCAGUAAUGCCAGAAUCGGAGCAAGUUAUACUGGCUGAGAUACUCUUGGAAGUACUCAAUUUUCAGAGUGUUUUAAUUCAAGAGCAAACAACAAUGGCAUUAUACUCUUACAACCACACUUCGGGUAUUGUUGUCAAUCUUGGCGAUUCUACGGAUGUCGUUCCUAUCAUUGACGGUUUUAAAGUUGAUGCUGGUGCUUCUCAUUCUCCUUAUGGAGGUCACUCCAUCAAUGAAAAUUUGUCCAAGCUGAUAGCUGCAGAAGGCAUUCGUUACUUUUCUGAGGCUGAGAUGUUUAUCGUGCGUUAUAUAAAAGAAAAUAUAUGCUUCUUGUCUCAGAAUUAUCUUGAAGAUGUAUGCCAAUGUGAAGAGUCUCCUUCUAAUUAUAUUCGAGCUGUUGAUGUUGACCGGUUCCAGUUAACAGAUCACAGAAAAGUGAUACAUCUUCAUUCGCCUUUAUUUAAAUCCCCGGAAGGUUUAUUUUCUCCUGGAUUGUGGGGUAAAGAUGUACUUGGAUUACAUGAGAUGGUUCAAAAGGCCAUUGAUCAAUGCCCUAUUGAUAUGCGUCGUCAAAUGGCGCGUCAUAUCUAUCUAGCUGGUGGUACAACACUAUUAAUUGGACUACAGGAGCGUUUACAGAAGGAAUUGCAAGCUCUGAAUCCUCGCUUGGAUGUACAAGUUCAUGGAAGUGAGAACAGACAACAUGCUGCUUUCUUAGGUUCUGGUGUAUUAGCUUCUCUUAAUUCUUUUUCGAAGUCGUUAGUUGAUGCAGAAACCUGGGCUGCUAAGGGGCUUAGUGCUAUGAGGCAAAGUGAAGCAUAACAGAGUUCGCUGCCAUCAUAAAUUAUUAUUACUAUGGUUAUUUUGUGAAAAAUUAUUUUUGUGUAUUGUGUUUUUAUGGCCGGAAGUAGGUGGUACCAUUUAAUUAAUAA
This is a messenger RNA of Amphimedon queenslandica, 2759 nucleotides long. Its product is annotated as POTE ankyrin domain family member J-like. The record is from RefSeq and is a predicted model, not a curated record. The transcript is spliced from 2 exons. The coding region runs from base 58 to 2649 and encodes 863 amino acids. NCBI's taxonomy places the organism in Eukaryota, Metazoa, Porifera, Demospongiae, Haplosclerida, Niphatidae.